GGGGAUCGGUCCUUAGGAAAGAAGGGACCGUUCCUCUUCUUGCCCAUUCGAACGAAGAAGAGAGGCGACGGUGGCAAUCUCCCACUCGGACCUCCCCUAUUUACCUCUCUCUUAAUCUCCGCCCUUCCCUGCCUUCUCCCGGGGAUUUUCGGCACUGUUCAUCGUCAUCUACCUCUUGACGAGAACAGAGUAGCAGCGACAAGGAUUUCCCCCAUUUCCCUCUAUUUCUCAGAACUGCUCACCUUUCCCUCUUCUGACUUACCCUCCGACCAUUAGUCUUUUGUCUAUCAUUCCCGCCGGCAAGAACGAACGACUCGCAGCAGUGGUGCGUUGUUUUCUCUCGUUCGCUGUAGCAUAGACUUAAAGCUUAUUCUUGGCGAAACCGAAGUUGGAAGUCCGUUUUUCUUCAUCAAAUCUUUCCAGACCAGGAGAGACAUCCUGAAAUUACAACAAGCUCAGGUCUCCCUCUCGCACAUCGAGUAGGUUCAGGCCAGAACAUAGAAGAACCUGAAAAACAAUGGCUAAGAAGCGAAAGCACAGUGAGGCAGAGGUUUCAGAACCUUCAAAGAAAGAAGUCGCUCUCCAGAGACCUAAAAGGACGCUCUUUGGAUGGAAAGAUGGAGUCGAGGAGAAAGAGGGCGAUUCUCUGAUUUUCAGAAACAGGGAGAAGUUACUGGUUACAUGUUCCCGACGCAUUGUUUACAGGUACCGGCAUUUGAUGUUGAAUGUGGUUUCGCUCUUGCCUCAUUGCAAGAAAGAUAACAAGGUUGAGUCGAAAGAAAGCAAAGGAUCAACACUAAAUGAGCUGGUUGAACUGAGGAACUGUUCGUCUUGCUUGUUUUUUGAGUGCAGGAAGCAAAAAGAUCUUUACCUUUGGAUGGCCAAGUGUCCUAGUGGGCCUUCUGUGAAAUUUUUAGUUAAUGCUGUGCACACGAUGGAAGAACUGAAGCUCACAGGAAACCAUCUGAAAGGCUCGCGACCGAUUUUAACUUUCUCCUCUAACUUUGAUAAAGAUCCUCACUGGAAGAUUUUAAAAGAGUUGAUCAUGCAGAUAUUUGGAACUCCAAAGGAUCACAGGAAAUCUAAACCUUUCUAUGACCAUGUUUUUGUUUUCUCAAUUGUUGAUGAUCACAUAUGGUUCCGCAAUUACCAGGUUUCUGUUCCUCACAAUGAAAUGGAUAAAGUGGAUCGGGGCGGUCUGGAUAAAAUGACUCUUGUGGAGGUUGGUCCAAGAUUCUGUUUAAAUCCAAUCAAGAUAUUUGGAGGGAGCUUUGGAGGUCCAACACUGUACGAGAACCCGUUUUAUAUAUCUCCAAACCAGAUUCGUGCAUUAGAGAAGAGGAAAAAGGCUGGCAAGUAUGCAAAGAAGAUUAAAGCCAAGACAAGGAGGAAGAUGCAUGAGCUGUCAAAUCCACUGGAGCCUGAUGAGUUUGCAGAUAUGUGGAAGGAAUGAUCAGUCUGUCAGUAUGCAUGUUUGUUCCAUUGGGUACGGGAACUCCUCGAGCUAAGAUACCUCCUAGUAUGCAAAACAUUCGACAGUAUUUUGGUUAGAGUUCUUUUCCGAUCCCUCCAUCCACUGACCCACCCCUUGCAAUUUUGUCAAGAAGCAUAUGCUUGUAUUUUUUCAAUCUGAAAGGUGGUGGGUAUUUAGAAGAUGAGAUUUAUUUAUUUGUUUUUUCUUAGUUUUUAUAUACCUUUUUAUAUAAUCCGGGAUAUGUUGUAUUAAUAAAAGACAUACGCUUAUAGGCUUUGAUUGGAAGGAGCUUAGGAAAAGUUGGGCUUUAGAAGGUUUGUUGCCCAUUAUACCAAA
Messenger RNA from Nelumbo nucifera (sacred lotus), 1810 nucleotides. Its product is annotated as ribosome biogenesis protein BRX1 homolog 2-like. Gene Ontology annotation, molecular function: rRNA binding. Gene Ontology annotation, biological process: ribosomal large subunit assembly; rRNA processing. Gene Ontology annotation, cellular component: nucleolus. NCBI's taxonomy places the organism in Eukaryota, Viridiplantae, Streptophyta, Magnoliopsida, Proteales, Nelumbonaceae. The record is from RefSeq and is a predicted model, not a curated record.